UCAGGGCGGAGCUCUGACUCUCGUCUUGCUCUGCUCUGGCCCAGCAGAACCAAGUUACUGAAGUGAUGACGGGAACGGGGGAGAACAAUGCUUUAUUUGUGCUGGAUGUUUCUUUGUCUUGUCGCAGGGGAGAGGAUGAAAGGACUUAAUAUUUCAGAUUGUUACACCAGAAAACUCCUUUGGAUAUAUUCUUCAAUGAAUGAUGAAGAGUUUGUCUUAUUUUGUGAUUUGCCAGAGGCACAGAAAUCAAAUUUCUAUCAUAGAAGUCAACACUUACUGAAACAAGGCUCUGAACACCUGCCCUGCGGGGAUAGUAAGGACCUGUCUGAUGUCCAGUGGUACCUACAACCUCAGAGUGGAGAUCCAUUAGAGGAAAUUCCAGAAAGCUCUCCUCACAUCAUUCAGGAGAAGAAUACCCUUCGUUUUUUGACCCCAGAGAUGAAUAUUGCUGGGUCAUAUAUUUGUAGACCCAGGAUUAGGAGCCCCCAGGAUGUGGCCUGUUGUGUCAAGAUGGUCUUAGAAGUUAAGCUCCAGACAAACGCAUCUUGUGAGAACCCGACAUUACACAAGCAAUACCUACUUCUUGGUAGCACUAACUCCAUUCAUUGCCCCAGUCUCAGCUGCCAAAGUGGUGUACAAAGUCCAGAGGUGACCUGGUACCAGAAUGGAAAACGCCUCUCUGAACAAAGGAGCGACCCAAUGGUAGUGGAUGAAGUUUAUGACUUUCACCAGGGCACAUACAUAUGUGAUUACACUCAGUCGGAUAAUGCAAGUUCAUGGACAGUCAGAGCUGUUGUUCAAGUGAGAACCAUUGUGGAAGACACUAAUCUCAAACCAGACAUUCUGGAUCCCAUCAAGGACACACUGGAAGUAGAACUUGGAAAGCCUUUAACUAUUAGCUGCAGAGCACGAUUUGGCUUUGAAAGAGUCUUUAAGCCUGUGAUAAGAUGGUACAUCAAAGAUUCUGACCGGGAGUGGGAAGUCUCAGUACCUGAGGCGAAAAGUAUUAAAUCCACUCUAAAGGAUGAAGUCAUUGAGCGUGAUGUCAUCUUGGAGGAAGUUACUCGGAGUGAUCUUCACAGGAAGUUUGUUUGCUUUGCCCAGAACUCCAUCGGGAACACCACCCAGUCGAUCCAACUGAAGGAAAAGAAAGGAGUGCUGUUCCUAUACCUCCUGCUGGGCACCGUCGUGACGCUGGUGGGCGUGCUGGCGGCGAGCGCACUGCUCUACAGGCACUGGAUUGAAAUAGUCCUGCUGUACCGAACCUACCAGAGCAAGGACGAGACGCUCGGGGAUAAAAAGGAAUUCGAUGCUUUCGUAUCCUACGCGAAAUGGAGCUCUUUUGAGAGUGAGGCUGCGUCAUCUCUGAGUGAAGAACACUUGGCCCUGAAUCUGUUUCCUGAGGUUUUGGAAAACAAAUAUGGUUACACCUUGUGUUUGCUUGAAAGAGACGUGGCCCCAGGAGGAGUCUACACAGAAGACAUCGUGAGUAUUAUUAAGAAAAGUAGAAGAGGAAUAUUUAUCUUGAGCCCCAACUACGUCAAUGGACCCUCUGUCUUUGAACUGCAAGCAGCCGUGAAUCUUGCCUUGGCUGAUCAAACACUGAAACUCAUUUUAAUUAAGUUCUGUUGCUUCCAAGAGCCAGCGUCUCUACCUCAUCUUGUGAAAAAAGCUCUAAGGGUUUUGCCCACAGUCACGUGGAGAGGCUUAAAAUCAGUUCCUCCCAGUUCCAGGUUCUGGACCGAAAUGCGCUACCACAUGCCCGUGAAAAACUCUAAAGGAUUCACGUGGAACCACCUCAGGAUUAUCCCAGGGGUUUCUCACUGGAAAAGACUCAGUAAAACAGAAACCACUGGGAGGAGCUCCCAGCCCAGCGAACAGUGGAGCCACCUCCCCUCCAGUCCCAGGGACAGAGACACCGCUGGGCAGAACACACAGCAUGGAUCAGGCUGAUAAGGAAUUCAAACAGUUUUCUGACAGCCACAAGCAAGCCUGACAGACACUGGAGCGAGACUGGGGCUACAGUUUGGAGCCUUUGAUUUCCUGGACUGGACAAAGGGAGAGUAAAUCUUCUAGAC
Messenger RNA from Propithecus coquereli (Coquerel's sifaka), 2078 nucleotides. It is a transcript of the gene IL18RAP, whose product is annotated as interleukin 18 receptor accessory protein. The coding region runs from base 88 to 1953 and encodes 621 amino acids. Gene Ontology annotation, biological process: interleukin-18-mediated signaling pathway. The record is from RefSeq and is a predicted model, not a curated record. NCBI's taxonomy places the organism in Eukaryota, Metazoa, Chordata, Mammalia, Primates, Indriidae. The transcript is spliced from 10 exons. Gene Ontology annotation, molecular function: interleukin-1 receptor activity; interleukin-18 receptor activity.